AUGUCGAAGAGACAACAACCUUCGAGAGGCAGCACGCAAGAAUUUGCUAAAUCUGCCCAUAAUACGCCUAACAAAGUAAGUAAUUCAGAAAAUAAGACACCUAAGACAUCUAAGAAAGCAAUGACAUCUGAAAACCCAGAAGAAAUUAGCAAAAUCGACGAGUUAUACACCAUGAUGAAAUCUGUUAUGGUGAAAUUGGAGACGCUCGACUUGAUCAACGAGCGCAUUUUAUCUGUCGAGCAAAACGUGAAGAGCCUGACUAAGUCCAUGGAGUUUGCUCACGCAGAAAUCGCUAAUAUCAAGGAGGAGAUGAAACAGAGAAAAAAAACGGAAGAAAAAAACGUGACGAGGAUUGGGGAACUCGAAGAGUCAAACAAGAGGCUUCAAGAAACCGUGGUCGACCUUAAAGCAAGAUCAAUGCGGGACAACCUACUGUUCCACAACAUCGAGGAAUCCGACGAAGAAGAUUGCGCUGAG
Paramuricea clavata is the source of this 477-nucleotide messenger RNA. Lineage: Eukaryota; Metazoa; Cnidaria; Anthozoa; Malacalcyonacea; Plexauridae. The record is from the annotation of a GenBank genome assembly.